This is a messenger RNA of Sander lucioperca (pikeperch), 1558 nucleotides long. RefSeq lists its product as uncharacterized. The transcript has 4 exons. Gene Ontology annotation, cellular component: membrane. The record is from RefSeq and is a predicted model, not a curated record. Lineage: Eukaryota; Metazoa; Chordata; Actinopteri; Perciformes; Percidae. Bases 114 to 1109 code for a protein of 331 amino acids. Gene Ontology annotation, molecular function: N-acetylgalactosaminide beta-1,3-galactosyltransferase activity.
AGCUGUGUGGGAGCAGCGGCUCUGACUGUAUUUGUUGUGUGCACGCUGCAUCUCUUGUCUGAAGGGAAGACAGAAAGGGUUGGGGCUCAUCCUAGACCAGGUAAAUCAGGAGGAUGAGUCGCACUGUGUCUAAAUUAUUAUUCUUCACCGCUGGAAUGAUGAUGGGAUUUCUUUCCAUUCGCUUUCUGUCGGACCCAAACUUUUCAACAGAAGUAGGGUCAUAUUUCAUGAGGGCUGUAAAGCAUGAGGUCAAACACGGUUUACAGCAUGUACAUACAGUUAAGAACAAGAGCUCGGCAGAUAAUUCCCCUCACACAACACGGAUCUUGUGCUGGAUCAUGACGGGCCCCAACAACUUGGAAUCUCGCACCAAGCACAUCAAGGAAACAUGGGCCAAGCGCUGCAACAAAGUGCUGUACAUGAGCUCCGUCAAGACUGACUUCCCCACUGUGGAGCUGAACGUGAGCGAGGGGAGGGACAACCUGUACUGGAAGACCAUCCGAGCCUUUCAGUAUGUCCACCAGCACCACCUGGACCAAGCAGACUGGUUCCUGAAGGCAGAUGAUGACACCUUCGUGGUCAUGGAGAAUCUACGCUACAUCUUGUCCAAAUAUGAUCCAGAAAAGCCGUUAUACCUGGGCAGAAGGUUUACCCCCUUCAUCAGGCAAGGCUACAUGAGUGGAGGAGCAGGUUAUGUCCUCAGUAAGGAAGCACUGAGGAGAUUUGUCACAGGGUUUAAUACUGGGCAAUGCACCCACUUCUCCACCUUAGAGGACAUGGCUCUGGGCAAAUGUAUGGAGACGAUGGAGGUGAAGCCCGCUGACUCCAGAGAUGUGAAGGGGAGACAAACAUUUCAUCCUUAUCCUCCAGACCAUUACCUGGUCAGACAGCCCCCAAGACCACGGCCUUGGUAUCUGAUUUACGACCACUAUACUCCAGUAGAGGGUCCAGGUUGCUGCUCAGAUUUUGUUGUGUCCUUUCACUACAUUUAUCCUGUCCAGCAGUACGUUUUGGAGUACCUGACGUACCACCUGCGGCCGUAUGGAUACAAGUACAGAUUUAAUCCGGAUAGUGAAGAAGAAUUUAACACAACAACUAUGUCCACAUAAAAUGUUGGAGUGCGCACAACAACCUCUGCACUAAUUGGAAGAGGGGUCAGGUGUAUCAGCAGGUUUUAGAGCCAAGCUUAACUUUUUUUUUUUUACCAUAAUAUGUUUAGUUCUCCCCCACCAUUAACUUUAUAAUUUCAGAUUUUGUAAAAGAUGUUUUGAUUCCCUCCACCUGCUCAAGUUUUCCUACCCAGGUCUGAUUUCAACUGUGAGAACUUUGUUCAUGAUGUUUGGGUGUGUGAGUGGGUCUGUUUUACUAAGCUGUUACUUUGUAUGACAUAAGAAACAAAGAAAUGUAAGGAAAUAUCCAAUUUUAACAUGAAAAGAGCCUUCAAUCUGUCUUCCUUAUUUUGGUCUUACAGUGGCAAUGCUACUGUAUUUUAAGAAUCAUGUCUGUGUUUUCUGUGUAUAUUCUAAGUUGUCAGAAAGAAAGUGUAGAAAAGAAUGAA